AUGAAUCCUACCAGUGUUACACCAUCCACAACAUCUUUCGCACAGUCAGCCAGGACCGAGGCUGACUUGCUUAUGGACCCAUACUUUGAGCCAAAGGAUCUCGAGGAUCAUCCCGAUCAUGAACUGUUUCCAGUAACAGACCUCGAUAGAGGUCUCGUUGGCUGGGAUGGACAAAAUGACCCCAACAACCCUCAGAACUUCCCAGCUUCGAAAAAAUGGGGUCUUCUACUACUCGUCAGUGCCAUUACCUUCGUCUCACCGCUAGCGUCGAGCAUGUUCUCCCCAGCGGUUAGCUACGUCGGUAGGGACCUCAAAAUCGAUAAUGAGACUUUGCUCUCUUUUAGUGUUAGCAUUUAUCUGCUAGGAUAUGCCGCUGGACCUCUCUUGGUCGCUCCUAUGAGUGAGAUCUACGGUCGUCGGCCCGUGCUCAGCUGCGGUAAUUGGUUCAUGUGUUUCUGGCAGAUUGGCUGUGCACUUGCACCAAACAUUACCACCUUGGUAAUCUGUCGAUUUUUUGCUGGAAUUGGAGGAUCCAGUCCCCUGACUUUGGGAGCAGGAGUGAUUGCCGAUCUAUUUCCCAUUGAAAAGCGUGGCAUUGCGACAGCUAUCUGGAGUUUGGGACCUUUGAUCGGACCAACCGUCGGACCCCUCGCCGGAGGCUUCAUUGGUGAAACCAUUGGCUGGCGUUGGGUCUUCUGGGUGCUCCUGAUUGUUGGUGUGGUGGUGACACUGGGUAUCGAAUUCUUGAACAAGGAGACGUACGCCGCUGUCCUGAUCCGCCGUAAGACGGAGCGCCUAAACAAGGAGCUGGGUCGCAAUGACCUUCGCAGUGUCUAUACCCCCAAGGAAGACCAUAUUUCGGUGCGAAGCGCGCUUAAGCACGGUCUUAGACGGCCGUUCACACUGUUCAUCAAGUCGCCCAUUGUCGCGCUUCUUUCCGUGUACAUGGCAGUCGUCUAUGGCCUCCUAUACCUGUUCUUCACGACAAUUUCCACUGUCUUUAUGGAGAAGUACGGCUGGACCACCGGCGUCUCCGGUCUCGCGUACCUCGGUAUCGGAAUCGGAUUCAUGAUCGGCCUCGCCGUCAACGCCGCGACCAGUGACCGUAUCGUUAUGAAGAUGACAAAGCGUAAUGGCGGGAAAUACGAGCCAGAGAUGCGUCUCCCCAUGAUGAUCUUCUUUGCCUGUUUUGUGCCUAUCAGUUUCUUCUGGUACGGCUGGACCACCGACAAGGGCGUUUUCUGGAUCGUGCCCAUCAUCGGCAUGGCGCCUUUCGGCUUCGGUCUCAUGGGCUUGUAUAUUCCCGUGCAGACCUACGUCAUUGACAGCUAUCCCGAGUAUGCGGCUUCUGCCAAUGCAACAUUGACCACCGUGCGUUCCCUCGUGGGAGCUUUGCUGCCCCUGGCGGGACCGAAAUUAUUUUCUUCUCUCGGACUUGGCUGGGGAAACUCCCUGCUAGGAUUCAUCGCACUUGCAUUUGUUCCGAUCCCGAUUAUCUUCUCCCGUUAUGGACAGCGGAUCCGGGAGAAGUUUCCCGUGGACUUGGAAUGA
Molecule: messenger RNA, 1551 nt
Organism: Penicillium verhagenii
Lineage: Eukaryota; Fungi; Ascomycota; Eurotiomycetes; Eurotiales; Aspergillaceae
Product: MFS transporter
Exons: 2
Coding region: 1-1551 (516 amino acids)
Biological process (GO): transmembrane transport
Cellular component (GO): membrane
Molecular function (GO): transmembrane transporter activity
Source: RefSeq, a predicted model, not a curated record